Messenger RNA from Trichomonas vaginalis G3, 1482 nucleotides. RefSeq names its product enolase. Gene Ontology annotation, cellular component: phosphopyruvate hydratase complex. The record is from RefSeq and is a predicted model, not a curated record. Gene Ontology annotation, biological process: glycolytic process. Gene Ontology annotation, molecular function: magnesium ion binding; phosphopyruvate hydratase activity. NCBI's taxonomy places the organism in Eukaryota, Parabasalia, Trichomonadida, Trichomonadidae. The transcript has a single exon. Bases 1 to 1482 code for a protein of 493 amino acids.
AUGAGUGUUCAGCAAGUAUUGAAAGUUGGUUUGAAGAGUGGUCUCAUCACUUUAUUUGUUGCAAUGAACGCCGAGAACGACGCAAUCAUCAAAGCAGCUAUCGCCGAAGCAGCCAAGUCUGAAGAUCCAAUCGGCACACUCUCCGUCCUCCUCAAGAAGAAGGCUCCAAAGGCCCUCAUCGAGAAGGUUGUUGGCCGCGAAGUCCUUGAUUCCCGUGGCAACCCAACAGUCGAAGUUGAUGUCUACGUAAAGUACCUUGGCCGCAUCACACUCGCCGCCCGCUCAUCCGCCCCAUCUGGUGCUUCAACAGGUGUUGGUGAAGCUCUUGAACUCCGUGAUGGUGACAAGGCUCGCUAUGGUGGCAAGGGCACACUCAAGGCCGCCGCCAACGUUACAGAGAAGCUUUCUCCAGCUCUCAAGGGAAUGUGCUUCUGCGACCUCCCAGCCCUCGAUAAGAAGAUCUGCGAUACAGAUGGCACAGUUCUCAAGAAGAACAUCGGUGGCAACGCUUGCACAGCUACAUCCUUCGCUCUCGCCGAAGCUGGUGCUGCUAUCCAGGAAAUCCAGCUCUUCGAGUACCUCGCCAAGGCUUUCUAUGGUGGUGCUGACAAGGUUCCAAAGAAGUUCAAGCUCCCAUCUCCAUUCUUCAACAUCCUUAACGGUGGCAAGCACGCUGGUGGCAACCUCAAGUUCCAGGAAUUCAUGGUUACACCAACACGCAAGGUUCCAUUCCCAGAUCAGCUCCGUAUGGUCGCUGAAGUCUACCAGAAGCUCGGUGGCCUCCUUGUUAAGAAGUACGGUCUCUCCGCUAAGAACCUCGGUGAUGAGGGUGGCUUCGCUCCAAACCUCAACGACCCAGAAGAGGCUCUCUCCGUUAUCGAAGAGGCUAUCAAGGCCGCUGGCUACGAAGCUGGCAAGGACAUCAUGAUCGGUAUGGAUGUCGCUUCCUCUGAAUUCUACGAUGAAGAGAAGAAGCUCUACGAAGUCGAAGUUGGCAAGUUCCUCAACGCUGACCAGAUGAUCGACUACUUCGAUGAUCUCCUCAAGCGCCACCCAGCUAUCGUUUCCAUCGAAGAUGCUCUCGCUGAACUCGAUUACGAGAACUGGACAAAGCUCAACGCCCGCCUUGGCCAACGCGUCCAGCUUGUCGGUGAUGACCUUUACACAACAAACCCAAUCACAAUCAAGAAGGGUCUCGAGGGCAAGUGGUGCAACGCUCUCCUUCUUAAGGUUAACCAGAUCGGUACAAUCUCUGAAGGUAUGGAAGCUGCCCGCCUUAUCCUCAACGCUGGCCACCGUGUCAUGGUUUCCCACCGUUCUGGUGAAACAUGCAACUCCGUCAUCGCUGAUCUCGCCGUUGCUAUCGGUGCUCAGUCCAUCAAGACAGGUUCAACAGCUCGCGGAGAACGUAUCCAGAAGUACACACGUCUUCUCCAGAUCUACGAUUACCUCAAGGAACACGAUAUGCUCGCUGAAGAGUAA